Molecule: messenger RNA, 1093 nt
Organism: Zootermopsis nevadensis
Lineage: Eukaryota; Metazoa; Arthropoda; Insecta; Blattodea; Termopsidae
Source: RefSeq, a predicted model, not a curated record
GGCAACCGUGCAAGUACAGUUUUGCUGAUCUCUGCUAGAUCGAGGCUCUGGAGGCGAAGUAAAAAAAAAAAGAGGAAUGAAACGAGAGAAAAGAGAAAUAUGUUGUUGUGGAACCGUGACUGACUAAACACACUCGAGAUUUCUCUCCUCUUUCACGAUUCUUCCGUCUCAGAUAGCGCCGUUCGCGGCGCAUUUCAAAACUAAGCGGCCAAACAGGCGAAGUACGCUGUGGCGUGUAGAUGCUGGCUGAUAGCUGUUCCGCGUUGAGGGCGUUAUUUUGACAAUCAGGUCCCGUAAUUUGGUCAAAUGAGGGCUGGAAUUCUGUGAUCGAAGUGUGUACAGUGUGCUGUGUGGUUGUGUGCUUGGAGUACCUGGAGUAUAUCGAGCUGACAACAGUAUUUUGUGAAUGGAUAGUUGCAGAUUGGAAUCUCUGUUAAGCUGUAGGAGGUGCCAUUGACUUAUCGGUCAUCAUAUUUAUCUGUCGCCGGAAGAAGAUGUGUCGGGCCACGUGAUGGAGGUGACGCGCGACUACGUGACCGUCGUGGCGGUGCAGGGCUCGUCCCCCGCGGAGGAGUACGUGACGGUGCUGAGCGUGGGGUGCGAGGCGCCUGACGGGGCGGAGGAUGUCCUGGUGUACCGGCUGCCGGGCGAGCGCCUCGGCUUUGGGCUCAAAUUUGAGGGCGGAACGAGCACGAGCGAGAAGGUGCGGCGCCUCUUCAUCCAGUCGUGUGCCCCGGACAGCCCCGCGUCGCGCGCGCACUGCUCCUGGGGAUCGCUGCAAGAGGGCGACGAGGUCCUGCAGAUCGACUCGGUGCCCGUGACGGCCAUGACGCGUCUGGACUGCGUUCGUAGCCUCAAGGAGUCGAACGUGGUGAUCAAACUGCUUGAGGAGCUGAGCUGCCUCACGGACACGGGCAGUGACGACACAGGGAGCAGCAUCUCCACGGUGCUAGGCCCCUUCGACCAGCUGGAGGAGGACACGCUGCAGCCCCCCCUCAGCUUCCAGGACGCGCCGCUGAGUUACAGCGACGAGAAGGUGCUGCCGCCGAAACCCGCCCCUCGCAAGGACGUGCAGGCGAGGUUCAGACCAUAG